This is a messenger RNA of Siniperca chuatsi (mandarin fish), 1366 nucleotides long. RefSeq names its product heat shock protein, alpha-crystallin-related, 1 (gene hspb1). Bases 112 to 738 code for a protein of 208 amino acids. Gene Ontology annotation, biological process: protein refolding; response to heat. Gene Ontology annotation, molecular function: protein folding chaperone. The record is from RefSeq and is a predicted model, not a curated record. The transcript has 3 exons. NCBI's taxonomy places the organism in Eukaryota, Metazoa, Chordata, Actinopteri, Centrarchiformes, Sinipercidae.
AGGCAGACAGCACGUUGGGAAAACACUUUCAAAGAGGCCAAAGGGCUCUUCAUCUGCAGCCAGCAGCUCUCCGCUACAGCGACACUCCUCUGCCGCCUAAACACAGCAGCCAUGACAGAGAGACGUAUUCCUUUCACCCUGCUCCGCACCCCGAGCUGGGACCCAUUCCGGGACUGGCACCAGAACAGCCGCAUUUUCGACCAGGCCUUCGGCAUGCCGGCCCUUCCUGAGGACUUCGCCACAUUCCCCAGCACCCACUGGCCGGGGUACAUCCGGCCUUCCAUCCUGGCCCCAGACAUGGGCUCCAUGAUGACCCACACCCCCAUGAUGACCCACACCCCCAUGAUGUACCCAGGCGCCAUGAUGGCACAGCAGGCUCGUGCCCUGUCCCGCCAGGUGAGCAGCGGAAUGUCAGAGAUCAAGCAGACCCAAGACAGCUGGAAGGUGUCCCUGGAUGUCAACCACUUCUCACCUGAGGAGCUGGUGGUGAAGACCAAGGACGGUGUGGUGGAAAUCACUGGCAAGCACGAGGAGCGGAAGGACGAGCAUGGUUUUGUGUCCAGAACUUUCACCAGGAAAUACACCCUCCCCUCAUCAGCUAACAUUGAGAAGGUGACCUCCUCCCUGUCUCCUGAGGGGGUGCUGACCGUGGAGGCUCCUUUGAUCAUACAGGCCAUCGAGUCCUCAGAGACCACGAUACCUGUCAACGUGGACAAGGGUGGCGUGGUGAAGAAGUAGGAAGAAAAGCAACGCAGUGUCUCCUACACACACACACACACACACACAUUCAAACAAGCACUUUAUUUCUACUAACUUGCUUCUAGAAAGGUGAGGAAGCAGCUUAUCGCUAUUCCUAAAGCAGGCUUGUUCACACGCCAGAGAGAGAAGAAGAAGGGAUUGCGCUUGCUCUUCUCUCUCUCCUCCGUCUCUGGUAAUGAGCCGACCCCAGUUGAGCGCACUGUGUAAACACAUCUGCACCAGUGCCAUAUGCCAGCUCUUUCUGCUGUAAUUACACUCUUCAUCAGAAUGUGGGAAAUCUCUGCUUAGCCCCGCUCACAGCUUUCUUUUUGUUUCUCCCUCACUUACACCCACAUACACCUUUCUCAUUUCUAUUAAGUAAAUCUCCUUCACGCUGCCUCUACAGACACACUAAAGACUACAAUAAAGCAGACUGUAGUAGCAGUGAUCUUGUAAAUUAAAGAACCAAGGUCCCAGGAGAGCACACACACCACCACAAGUGCAGAACAAUGCCUGUUAGCAAUCACACUGUGGUCUCCCUGGACUGGAAAUAGACGGGUUGUAUCUGUAAUUGCCGUUGGAAAAAAACAAUUCAGUCAUGCAAACACAGAAUAAAGAACAAACAACA